GGCACGUGAUGGUUGUAGGCUUCGGUGGGUGAGUGGCUCCUAGAAUGCUCGUGUUAUUUCUAGAAUCUCGAUACAUUUACCCGGAACGCCUUCUUGUCCCUUCCAUUUUCCCCGCUGCAAGCGAUCCUCUACAUUAAUUUCGAAUUGCACCCAGAUACUUCGAGAUCCUUCCACCUCCAACUAUAUAUAAGUUGUCAACCCCAUCCCCCCUUCAUCACAUAGCAGAAACAAGCUAAUUCCCAAAGGCGAAAGAUCGAUCUUGUUAUUGUCUGACAUUUAGCAUUCUUCAGUUGAGAAAUGGCUCUGAUUCCGCAAAUCUUCGGCCAGAGGAGCAAUGUCUUCGACCCUUUCUCCCUUGACGUCUGGGACCCUUUUCAGGGCUGGCCUUUCGACUCUUCUCGCUCGCUAGCCGAUCGAUCUCGUGCCAGCGGUGAUCUCAGCGAGACCUCUGCCUUUGCCAACACCCGCAUCGACUGGAAAGAGACCCCCGAGGCCCACGUCUUCAAGGCUGAUCUCCCGGGGAUUAAGAAGGAGGAGGUGAAGGUUGAGGUGGAGGAAGGAAGAGUGCUUCAGAUCAGCGGAGAGCGGAGCAAGGAGCAGGAGGAGAAGAAUGACAGGUGGCACAGGGUCGAGAGGAGCAGCGGCAAGUUCUUGAGGAGGUUCAGGCUGCCCGAGAAUGCAAAGAUGGAUCAGGUUAAGGCGACCAUGGAGGACGGUGUGCUCACCGUGACCGUGCCUAAGGAGGAGGUCAAGAAGCCCGAGGUGAAGGCCAUUGAAAUCUCUGGUUGAAGGAAAAGUAGAAUCAACUGGAUAUGAAGUGUUAGGAGCGAAUCUGAGUCCGAGGUUAUUAUGUGCGUGUAUUAAGUGAAGGGUGUAUGGUACGUAUCAUGUUUGGUUGUGUUUUGAGAGUUUGAAGUAGAAGGUGUCUGAGUUUUGCGCUGCUUGAAUAUUGUAAUGCUGUCAAGGUUGUCUAUUGGAUGUUGGUUCAGUCUCUGAUUUUAGCUGUUAUAUCUUCAUCCUGAGCUCUCGGUAAUUUGUUUGAUUCACAUUCUGAAGUUGUUCUCUGUUGUAAU
Asparagus officinalis (garden asparagus) is the source of this 1073-nucleotide messenger RNA. Its product is annotated as 18.1 kDa class I heat shock protein-like. Lineage: Eukaryota; Viridiplantae; Streptophyta; Magnoliopsida; Asparagales; Asparagaceae. The transcript has a single exon. The coding region runs from base 298 to 789 and encodes 163 amino acids. The record is from RefSeq and is a predicted model, not a curated record. Gene Ontology annotation, biological process: response to heat; response to salt stress; protein complex oligomerization.